Molecule: messenger RNA, 3033 nt
Organism: Penicillium angulare
Lineage: Eukaryota; Fungi; Ascomycota; Eurotiomycetes; Eurotiales; Aspergillaceae
Product: cleavage polyadenylation factor subunit CFT2
Exons: 2
Coding region: 1-3033 (1010 amino acids)
Biological process (GO): mRNA 3'-end processing by stem-loop binding and cleavage
Cellular component (GO): mRNA cleavage and polyadenylation specificity factor complex
Molecular function (GO): RNA binding
Source: RefSeq, a predicted model, not a curated record
AUGUUUACCUUCACCCCAUUGUUGGGCGCGCAGUUGUCGCAUUCGAAAGCGUCUCAGUCGAUAUUAGAGCUUGAUGGCGGCAUCAAAAUCCUUGUGGAUGUUGGUUGGGACGAUACAUUUAAUACCCGCGACUUAGCGGAGCUCGAAAAGCAUAUACCGACCCUUUCGCUCAUUCUUCUCACCCACGCGACCCCCGCUCAUAUUGGUGCCUUUGUUCACUGCUGUCGGACAUUCCCUCUUUUCACCCAGAUUCCCAUAUAUGCGACAAGUCCGGUAAUCGCGCUUGGACGAACAAGCUUGCAAGACCUUUAUGCAUCUGCGCCUCUCGCAGCCACUUUCCUCCCUCAAGCAUCAAUCUCCGAGCCGGGCGCAUCCUUGACACAAUCCGCCGUGGCCUCUAAUGGAGAUGCUGAAGGGAGCACAGACGCCUCAGCCAGCACAGGACGAAUCCUUUUACAGCCACCGAACGCCGAAGAUAUUGCUCGAUACUUUUCUCUUAUAACACCUCUCAAAUAUUCGCAGCCCCACCAGCCUCUUCCAUCGCCGUUCUCGCCGCCCUUAGAUGGGCUUACUCUUACAGCUUAUAAUGCCGGACACACUGUUGGUGGAACAAUAUGGCAUAUCCAACAUGGGUUGGAAUCCAUUGUCUACGCUACGGACUGGAAUCAAGCUCGCGAGAGUGUCAUGGCGGGUGCCUCGUGGUUCGGUGGGUUGGGUGCUAGUGGCACAGAAGUCAUCGAACAGCUGCGGAAGCCAACAGCUUUGAUCUGUAGUACGAAGGGGGGUGACAAAUUUGCUGUUACCGGAGGUCGCAAAAAGAGAGAUGAUCUGCUUCUUGAGAUGAUUAGGAGCAGCCUUGCAAAAGGUGGUACUGUGCUUAUUCCCACAGACACCAGUGCUCGAGUGUUAGAGCUGGCUUAUGCAUUGGAGCACGCUUGGCGCGAUGCGGCCUCUGGCGAGAAAGAGGACGUUUUCAAAGGCUCUGGGUUAUAUUUAGCUGGGCGUAAAGUCAACACUACCAUGCGUCUAGCUCGCAGUAUGCUCGAGUGGAUGGAUGAGAAUAUCGUUCGUGAAUUUGAAGCUUCCGAAGGUGCUGAUGGAGGCACGGGUCAGAAGAAUGGCGGACAGGGCCAAGAGAAAGGCAGCAAAAGCGCUGGACCAUUCACUUUUAAGCAUCUCAGAACCGUCGAACGCACAAAGAAACUGGAGAAAAUUCUCUCCGAGAAGGGACCAAAGGUUAUUCUUGCGUCUGAUACAUCAUUGGCAUGGGGAUUUUCAAAAGAAUCUCUUCGCCAAAUCGCCGGAGAUCCCAAUAAUCUGGUCUUGUUAACAGAGUCAUUCCGCCAAACAGCAUCUGAAGUGCAACUGCCUCCAAGUUCGCUAUCUCUUGGAGAUACUAUUUGGCAGUGGUACGAAGAGCGACGCGAUGGCGUAGCUCUAGAAAAGGCGUCAGAUGGCGAAUUACUCGAGCAAGUUCACAGCGGUGGGCGAGAGCUGAUUUGGACGGAUGUGCAACGAGCUCCACUCGAUGCAAGUGAACAAAUGCUAUAUCAACAGUAUCUAGCUACCAAGCGGCAGCUGGAGGAUACAUCUCAAGUCCGAGGAGGACAGGAAACUUUCGAAAAUGCAGCGGACGCACUGGAUGAUCGGUCUAGCUCGACUUCGUCAGAAGACUCCGAUGAAGAGGGCCAGGGCCGUGUCCUUAAUUUCUCAACCUCCCUAGCCCACGCUAAUCGAAACAAGCUGGCACUUACCGAUGAAGAUCUGGGUAUCAACGUUCUUUUACGACGCAAGAAUGUCUACGACUAUGAUGUGCGUGAGAAGAAGGGACGCGAGCGCAUGUUCCCGUAUGUGGCACCGAGAAAGAAGGGCGAUGAGUACGGUGAAUUCAUCCGACCUGAGGAAUACCUUCGCGCGGAGGAGCGUGAGGAGAUUGAUAUGCAACAACGGCGAUCAGAUGCACAAACAAAACUUGGACAGAAACGACGAUGGGAUGAGGCUACUGGAGCCGGUGGUCGAAGGCUAUCUGGCGGUGCAGACGGUCGCAAGCGCCAGCAAUUGACCAAAGAUGGCCAAAGAGUUGAUUCAGGUGCAGGCGAUGAUUAUAGUCUUGCAUCUGAUGCUGAAGAUGGCGACGGAGCUGUAUCUUCGGAAGAUGAAGUUGAUGUUCAGGGAUUCGAGGGCCCCGCAAAGGCUGUUUACACUACGAAUACAGUUACGAUAAAUGCCCGAAUUGCAUUCAUUGAUUUCAUGGGCUUGCACGAUAAGCGCAGCUUGGAAAUGCUGAUCCCUCUUAUUCAGCCUCAAAAGCUGAUCCUUGUCGGUGGAACCAAAGCAGAGACCGCGGACUUGGCGUCGGAAUGCAAGAAGCUCUUAGCAGCUAAGGCCGGCGUUGAUGUCUCUGCCUCUGCAGCAGAUGCCGCAGCCAUCAUUUUCACCCCUAGUAACGGUGAAGUCGUCGACGCUAGUGUUGACACAAAUGCCUGGAUGGUCAAGCUGAGCAAUAAUCUUGUGCGCCGGUUGAACUGGCAGCAUGUCCGCAGCCUUGGAGUCGUUGCUCUCACCGCUCAAUUGCGAGGACCUGAAAUCCUCACCGAGGAUGGAGAUGUUGACGCCGAGGCAGCUGCCAAGAAGCUGAAAUUCGAUGGGGAGGGGAAUUCUUCAGCAGUCGUUCCUACUUCAAAAAGUGUCACUAAGUCCGGCGAUAAGUCGGAUGUAUUCCCUCUUCUUGAUACUCUACCCGCUAGCAUGGCUGCUGGCACAAGAUCUGUUGCCCGACCACUACACGUUGGUGAUUUGCGUCUCGCUGAUCUUCGCAGACUCAUGCAAGCAGCUGGACAUAUCGCUGAGUUCCGGGGUGAAGGAAUUCUUCUUAUCGACAAAUCAGUUGCUGUCCGUAAGUCUGGCACUGGCCGAAUUGAGAUUGAAGCCUCGGCACAGUCAGCUGCGUUCUCUACUGGUCGUGAUGCUGGCAGCUUCCUAGCCGUCAAAAAGAAGAUCUAUGAAGGUCUAGCUGUUGUGGCAGGAAGCUAG